AUGAAGUGUUUGAUCAGCCUCGUUGUCCUCUAUGGUGCCCUCGCAACUGCUUUGCCUAGCAACACCAAAGCCUACAAUUUACCAGACAUUCAAGAUACAGCGGGCCUCGGCUUAGCAGACACACACAAAGAAGGAGGUGACAUGCCGAAACGUGGCAUUUGCAGUAACGAUGCCCUGGAUUGCUGCUGCCAGUGUGCUAAAGCUGAAAACUGGCCGUGUAUUGGAUGUUUUGGUGUCAAGUCUUGCCCACACGGCGGAGUGACUUUUGCGAAUGAGGCGAAGUAUUUGAAGCAUGACCCCUGGGGGUCAGGAACCAUCAAUUUCCCGGCCGUUCAAGAUGCAGCGGGCAACGAUUUAGCAGUCACCCACAACGAAGGAGGCGGCAUGCUUAAACGCGGCUUCUGCACUGACCAUAAACCGGAUUGCUGCUGCCAGUGUGCUGAGGCUGAAGCUUGGCCGUGUUAUGGAUGUACUGGUGAGAAGCAGUGCAUAAACCUAGGCCAUGUGGAUUUUGAUUCAGAGCUGUUAAUAGUAUAUGAGACAAGUUAA
Molecule: messenger RNA, 549 nt
Organism: Trichoderma harzianum CBS 226.95
Lineage: Eukaryota; Fungi; Ascomycota; Sordariomycetes; Hypocreales; Hypocreaceae
Exons: 3
Coding region: 1-549 (182 amino acids)
Source: RefSeq, a predicted model, not a curated record